CGGGGCUCUGGGAAGCCGCCAGCAGUGCGGAGCCGGCGUCUCUAGCGGCGCGGGUCGCCGCCGCCUUUCAGCCGUGACACUUGCUCACUAAGGUCCCGGCACGGACUUGCUCCUUGGCUUUCCCUUGGCCCUGUUCAUACUGCCCCGUCCCAUCUGCUCGCUGCCCCGCGCUCCCGCUGCCCGCCAGGAGAGUCCCUCUGUCCCUCCGUGAGAGGGGCCGUCCCAGGCUCGUGCUGCGGUAGGUGGAGGGCCGUCUCACGAAGCCCCACAAGUGACAGCUCCCAGAUGCUCUGCUGAGGGACUCGCAGGGAUAUGGUGGUUGCUUUUCCCCUGUACAGUCAGAGCAGGGCAGCAAAUGUGCUCCACGGGACAUUGUCCACAGGACGAUGCCAAGGUGGUAGUGAGGAUCUGAUUAACAGGCAAGAGCUGAUUUGCACUGUGGAGCGGUGUACAAAAGGAGCCUAGGCUGUUUGUUCUGCUAGUCCGACUUUCUUCCCUUGUGUUAUAAUGACUCCUAAUUUUUACUACAUCACUUUAUCAAUGCGCUUUACAAACAAGGAACCAGGCAGCCAGCAUACAGGUGUAGAAACAGAGAGAUGUUCUGCCUAUGUGCCUGCACUGAAGCGUUCAGACUCCAGUCCCCCUGCCUCCCAGGACUCAGUGCAUCAGUUUGACCACAGUACUGUGCCAGGCACUGCCCAAGCACUCUAGUGAUUUGACUUCCACCAGGCUGAUCCAUGAAGUAAUCCUCUCUCGGGUGCCCCCUUCAGUGCUGUCUAUGUUUCUGCAGAGUUGACACUUUGAGCAGCCACGACCACCAACUUUUCCAAACCAUGCGAUUCACCAUUGAAGAAAUAAACAAUUCCAGCAGCCUCCUCCCCAACAUCACUUUGGGCUAUGAGAUCUAUGACGUAUGCUCAGAGUCUGCCAACAUGUAUGCAACACUGGGUGUCCUCGCACCGAGCAUGCGGCGCCGUGUGGAGAUGAUCAGCAACUUUUCACACUACCAGCCCAGGGCUCUGGCUGUGAUUGGGCCACACAGCAGCGGUUUUGCCCUCACAUCUGCAACUAUACUGAGCAUUUUCCUCAUGCCACAGAUUAGUUAUGAAGCCUCCACGGAGAUGCUGAGCUUGAAGCAUAUCUACCCCUCAUUCCUGCGUACCAUCCCCAGCGACAGGGUCCAGGUGGAGGCCAUGGUGCUUCUAAUGCAGGAUUUCAGGUGGAACUGGGUUGCCAUGGUUGGCAGUGACACUGACUAUGGUAGGAAGGGGAUACAGACCUUGUACAAGGCAAUGACUAAGCGUGACAUCUGUGUUGCCUACCGAGGACUCAUCCCUGCAAACAAGAAUGCCAGCAGCACAGAGCUGAAGAAUAUGGUUAGAGAUAUUGUAGGCACCAAAGUCAACGUCACAAUCGUCUUCUCUGACAGACGCAGCGCCAGGGUCUUCUUUGAAGUAGUAGUUCAGGAGAAUGUGACAGGAAAAGUCUGGGUGGGUACUGAGAACUGGUUGCUAGCCCCACUGGUCUCGGAUGUCCCUGGCAUCUACCAGGUUGGUACAGUGAUUGGAAUGUCAGUCAAGGCCUCUGAUUUGGAGGCGAAGUGGUGGGAUACUGGGAGCAAUAAUCACCUUAACAUCAGUGAUACUAGCUCAAGCUGCAAUCAGCUAUGCACACAGUGCCACUUGCUCCCUCCUACGCCUGAUGCUCGGGCGAUGAAGUCCUCCUAUAAUGUGUACUCAGCAGUGUAUGCUGUGGCUCAUGGCCUGCACAGCCUACUGGGCUGCAACUCAGGAGCAUGCCGCAAGGACGAAGUCUACCCCUGGCAGCUCCUGCAAAAAAUCAAGCAGGUGAAUUUCAGCCUGCAUAAGAACUGGAUAUACUUUGAUGUCAACGGGGAUCCCAUGACUGGCUAUGACCUUAUCAUGUGGAAGUGGACUGGCCCAGCCUGGUCUUUUGAUACCAUUGGAUCUUUCAGUCGCAACCCCGACAGGCUGAGCAUCGAUUGGGACAGAAUUGUAUGGCACACUGAAGAUAAUCAGGUUCCUGCCUCCAUAUGUUCCAAGUCUUGUGAAAGAGGAGAGAAGAGGACACAAGUGGGGCUUCACCGCUGCUGCUUCGACUGUGACGCCUGCCCAGCAGGAACUUUCCUCAACAGUAGUGACCUCUACACAUGCCAGUCCUGUAAGAAAAGUCAGUGGGCCCCAGUGCACAGUGAAACCUGCUUUGAACGGUAUAUCGAGUUCCUGUCCUGGGCUGAGCCUGUUUCCUGGGCACUGCUGACUGCCAUCACCCUCUUGAUGCUGCUUCUGAUGAGCACAGCCAUCAUCUUUGCACUGAACAUUACCACGCCUGUGGUCAAAUCUGCUGGUGGCAAGAUGUGCUUCCUCAUGCUUGGUGCUCUGGCCUGUGCCAGCAGCAGCCUCUACUGCCACUUUGGCAAACCCACCUGGCUAAUGUGCCAGCUGCGCCUGCCAGUCUUCUCCAUCAGCUUCUCCAUUUGCCUUUCUUGCAUGGCUGUCCGUUCUUUCCAGAUAGUCUGCAUCUUCAAGCUGGCUGCCAAGUGGCCUGCCCUCUAUGAGACUUGGGUGAAACACCAUGGGCCCAACCUGUUCAUUGGAGCCAGCACAGCUGUCCAAGCAAUGUUGAGCCUGACUUUGCUCGUGAUCAACCCCUCAGUACCUCACAAGGACUAUGAGAGGGUUGCAGAACUCAUCCUUUUUGAGUGCUCCCAAGAGAACUCUGUGCUUCUCAUGUUGGCAAUGUUCUACAAUGUGCUGCUCAGCCUCUUUUGCUUUGUCUUCAGCUACAUGGGGACAGACCUGCCUAAGAACUAUAGUGAAGCCAAGUGCAUCACCUUCAGCCUGCUCAUCUAUUUCACCUGCUCCAUUUCCUACUUCACCACCUACAGCAUCUACCAGGGCAAGUACCUGGUGGCCAUAAACUUGCUCUCCCUGCUGUGCACCCUUGCUGGGGUCUUUGGAGGCUACUUCCUCCCCAAAGGCUACAUCAUCCUCUUCCGAGCUGAUCUCAACACCACUGAGUACUUCCAGAUGUCUAUCCAGAGCUACACCACCAGGAGGCGCUCAGCCUGAGCUGGAGAAGAGGGGAUGGAGAUGCUGGGGUUGUACCUCCCACAGCAGCCCUGCUUUUGGCCUCUGAGGCCUCCAGAUCUCUCACCUUCUUGGUGUGAUGGGGAGGGCAUGACUCAGAAGCUAGUACAGCAAGCUGGACUCAGCUCUGCAACUGCUUUCUACCCUGACCACAGUAACUGACCUGCCAGCCUGGGAGGUGAGAGGGGCUGGAGGAAGGCAGGUGAUGGUCACUGCAGGGAAUGCUCUGUGUUCCAAGAAGUAGCUACUCUGAGAACAGCAAGGCCAGGGCUGAUCAAGGUACUCCCAGCUUUGUUACUCAUGCUGGCAAAGCCCCAUGGCACCUUCUUGGGUAGGGCACAUGUUGCCUAUCAUAGUCCUUCACCUGUCCAUCAGGCUCAGUCCCUGCAAAUCAGAAGGCUGGACCCUUCCUAAAGCCAUGUACAGGACCUUGGCAAGGCUCCAAGGUACAAGUAUCUGCAGUCUGGUGGGAAGGAGCAUGGGUGCAGAGCACCUGGGCUAGCCCAGCCGAGGGAAAAUGCUCUUCCCCAUGUUGGUCUUUGCUUCUCCCCAACAUACAAGAUGCUCCCAAGCCUGCCCUCAGAUUCUUGUACCAGCUUCAUGACUGCAUCAUCUCUCACCCUGUGCUUGCUGGGCCACAAGGUCACAUAUCAACCAGUGCUGUUUGCAGUUUAGCUCUUAUCAGGCCUGUCCUUUCCAGCAUUUCAUGGAGUACCCUUCUCCCUUGCAUAGGUUUCUCACGGCCACAGGGUGGCACCACUACCCACAAGUUGCCUGGCUCUGGUCUUGCAGGCCACAAGCAGUGGAGACAACAGCAGGUACAGUGGAGUCGCAUUUUACACGGGGGUUAGGGUCUAGAGUCAGCA
This is a messenger RNA of Alligator sinensis (Chinese alligator), 3976 nucleotides long. It is a transcript of the gene TAS1R1, whose product is annotated as taste 1 receptor member 1. NCBI's taxonomy places the organism in Eukaryota, Metazoa, Chordata, Crocodylia, Alligatoridae. Gene Ontology annotation, biological process: sensory perception of umami taste; G protein-coupled receptor signaling pathway. Gene Ontology annotation, molecular function: G protein-coupled receptor activity. Gene Ontology annotation, cellular component: membrane. The record is from RefSeq and is a predicted model, not a curated record. Bases 834 to 3092 code for a protein of 752 amino acids. The transcript has 5 exons.